Lucilia sericata (common green bottle fly) is the source of this 1845-nucleotide messenger RNA. RefSeq lists its product as uncharacterized. Gene Ontology annotation, molecular function: serine-type endopeptidase inhibitor activity. The record is from RefSeq and is a predicted model, not a curated record. Lineage: Eukaryota; Metazoa; Arthropoda; Insecta; Diptera; Calliphoridae.
AUGAAUUUCGUUCAGGGGGUUUUCCCCCGACCACAUCUACCACCACCAAUUCUACCGCAUAUACAAGAAGAACUACCACAACAACACUUACCCGGCAAGGAAUUGACACCAUCGGAAUAUAUGGUGGAUUUGACCAACGAUCUAGCCUAUCGUGUAUUACACUAUCAUUCCAUAUUAAAUCGUAAUAAUUUUGCAUUUUCUCCCACCGCUCUAAUGAGUGUUCUCGUUGCCAUUUAUGAAGGAUCGGCUGGACGGAGUAUGACAGAAUUGAAAAAUGUAUUACAUUUACCCGAUAAUCAUGAUAUUAUACGUGUAGGAUAUCGUGAUAUUCAUCGUCGUUUGAGGACUUAUUUCUUUGAUUCUGACAAUCCACUGAAAGGAUUGAGUUUAAAUAAAGAAAAUGUCACAAUAACGCGAGAUUAUGAAGCUAUUCUAAUUUAUGGAUAUGAUUUGGGCAUAGACAUGGUGUCUUCGACAGCAGUGCCAACAACCACAACUCCAGCUAUAACUACAACACAGAAAACGGAUAUGUAACAAACAUCUUCAGAAGCCACCACACUAGAGGCAACAACAAUUAAGACUUUAAAUAUGGAAACUACAACCACUCCAAUGACAACAAUAACAACAACUCCAAUAACAAUUAGCUCAGAAACAACUACAGAAGCACUAAAGACUAAUACAGAGGUUAUUACAACAACUACCGAGGAAUCUAUAACAACAAUGAAACCUGAGGAAACGACAGAAAUGACGAGUGAGAAACCCAAUGAAGAAAAUACAACAGAAGCAGCUGAAACUACUGACACCACUACAGCCACUGAAAUGAUAACUGAAGAAGUAAAAACAGAAGCAGAAACAAAUGAAGCUGCUGAAUUGAUAUCAUCAUUUGUAGCUGAAGAGAAUUCCGAACCAUUUUUACGCAUACAAAAGGCACGAGUCACUAGAUUACCCAGUGCCAAAUUACAAGCACCCUUAACAACUAAAUCUAAACUCCAGACCAACUAUUUGCCAGCACAAAGAAAAUCCAGUCGUCUUACUAGUCGCAAUAAACGUCAUUUAUUUGGUUUUAAAGAAUUCGAUAGCAAUCUAUUCGUAACUCUCUUCAAUGCCGAAUCACAAUUACACAAUCCUCUAAGUACUGGAUCAGCUCUAGCCGGAUUACCUACUUAUGUCCAAGUAUCCAAUGAUUACGAAGUAGAGAGAUCCAAUUUCAUAGUUACCGCACAGACUUCGUCCAAUUUAAAACAGAAUUAUAAUACCGAUGUUAUCAGUCAUGUCUUCUAUUUAAACAGUCAACAUGUCAUCUAUACCACAUUUAAAGUAUAUAAUGCCGUCUUGUAUUAUAAAUAUUUUGAGCGUUUACGUUUAAGUGUCUUAGAAUUGGAACUGGAUACAUCAGAAUAUAAUUUAAUUAUAUUAUUGCCUGAUUAUAAUACAGUAGUGGCAGCAGCAGCAUCUUUACGUUCUGGUCCUAAGUUGCGUCUCAUGCGUAAACAAUUAAAACAAUGGGUACAAGCUAUAAUACCCGAUUUUAGAUUGCAUGGAACUAUGUUUUUAACAAAUGAUUUGCAAAAUCUUGGCAUUUGUGAUAUUUUUGAACCAAAUCGUGCAGAUUUUCGUCCAAUGACAGAUGAAACAGGCACCUACGUCAAACAUAUCGAACAGUCGAUAAAUGUACAUAUACGAACAAAUCCCAUCAAUCAGUUAAGACGCAACAAUGGAGCACAGACACAACCCAUACAAAUAUCAGUAAAUCAUCCGUUUAUGUUUUUCAUUAUUGAUCGUGAUUUGGAUGUUGCUGUUAUGGCUGGACGUAUUUUAAAUCCUCUUAAUGUACGCGUUCAAUAA